GUGGGUUUUGAUUCUAUGGCUGCGGUUUCUGAGAUUUCCGGUGAGGCAGCCUCUGCCAAAAACUCCAACUUGGAUUCAAUGUCAAAACCCAUUUCUGAAUCCAAAUCAGAAUUCGAUGUGCAGAAGCUGGUGGAUAUGUUCACCAAGCUCAACCCUUUAGCCAAAGAGUUCUUCCCUUCAUCUUAUUCUCCCCAGCACCAUUCCAAUUUUGAAAACUCUGUCAAUAACAAUAAGCUCUCACCCAAUGAUAAUCAGGCCAACAUUCGAAGGAGAAGAAAUAACUUUAAUCAGGGGAAGCGAAGACUUAGUGGGAGAGCUUUCAGAGCUGAGCGGGAAAGUAAUAUUAGGCGAACAGUAUAUGUUUCUGAUAUUGAUCAGCAAGUUACCGAAGAGCGUCUUGCUGCCAUAUUUAGUAGUUGCGGACAAGUUGUUGACUGCCGGAUUUGUGGUGAUCCGCAUUCAGUACUCCGUUUUGCAUUUGUGGAGUUUGCUGAUGAGCAUGGUGCAAGAGCCGCUUUGAGCCUUGGUGGGACUAUGCUUGGGUACUAUCCUGUCAGGGUCUUACCCUCAAAAACUGCCAUCCUUCCUGUGAAUCCUACAUUCCUCCCCAGGUCGGAAGAUGAGCGGGAAAUGUGUAGCAGGACUGUGUAUUGUACAAAUAUUGAUAAGAAGGUUGCUCAAGCUGAAGUCAAGAAUUUCUUUGAAACAGCUUGUGGUGAGGUUACUCGUUUGAGGCUUUUGGGGGAUCAUGUGCAUUCAACUCGUAUAGCUUUUGUUGAAUUUGCAAUGGCGGAAAGUGCUAUACUUGCGCUCAAUUGUAGCGGAAUGGUGUUGGGAGCACAACCCAUCAGGGUAAGUCCUUCAAAGACUCCUGUGAGACCACGCGUUACUCGUCCAUUGCAUUAACCAAUACCACAAGAAAAGAUCCGUGGAUGGAGCUUGGAGGGCUUUACAAGUCUGAGGAACUUUGUUGUUUUGUCGUCUAUUCCUUUCAGUAUUUCCAUCUUUUCCGUUGCAGUUUACCCUGCUUCAGUUGAAGUUUUAAAAGAUGGUUUGGAUCUUGGCAAUCGUACAUUUAACCUCGUUGUUGUUUUUAAAGUUCUAGUUCAGUUCAGUUCUGUUAUGACUCUGAGUAUGUCCUUUCUCACACUGCACGCACUCGAAAGCUUAAAUACCGAUUUGUAUUUACUGAAUAAAUGUUGCAAUGCUCCAGUUACCAA
Messenger RNA from Pyrus x bretschneideri (Chinese white pear), 1220 nucleotides. Its product is annotated as polyadenylate-binding protein-interacting protein 9-like. The record is from RefSeq and is a predicted model, not a curated record. Gene Ontology annotation, molecular function: RNA binding. Lineage: Eukaryota; Viridiplantae; Streptophyta; Magnoliopsida; Rosales; Rosaceae. The transcript is spliced from 10 exons. Bases 16 to 906 code for a protein of 296 amino acids.